AUGGCUGCGCUGGCAUUCUCGUCGAUCGGUCUUUCCGGUGUCAGUUCGCGCCGGCUCGCCGUGCACAGCGCGGGCAAGGCUCCGCCACGCCGCGCGGCCGUGGCCCGGCUGCAGGCCACUGAGGUCGCGGCGAAGGGUGAGGUGCUGUGGGAGCCCGACGCGGAUGCUGUCGAGCAGACGGCGAUGCGCAAGUUCCAGCGGUCCGUCGGCGUGGAGGGCGGAUACGGCGAGCUGUGGAAGUGGUCGGUGGAGGAGUCCGACACCUUUUGGACAUCGCUACUGGACUUCCUUGAGAUUGAGUACGAGGGCUCCACCACGCCUGCACGGGACGGCGACGUCAUGCCGGACGUCACCUACUUUCCCAAUGUGCGGCUCAAUUUCGCAGAGAACAUGCUGCGGCACGGGGCGCCGGGGUCCCCGCUCGCGAACGAGGAGGCGCUCGUGUCCAUCUCCGAGGCCCGCGACGACCGCCGCUGGACCUUCGCAGAGCUGCGCGCGGAUGCAGCCCGCGUGGCCGCCUCGCUCGCCGCACUCGGUGUGGGAAGCGCAGACGCGUGCGGAGGCUACCUUCCCAAUAUUGGUGAGACGGUGCUGGCGAUGCUUGGCACGGCCAGCCGGGGCGCCACCUGGACCUCGUGCUCCCCCGACUUCGGGCCUGCGGCGGUUGCGGACCGCUUCCGGCAGGUAGGCCCAAAGGUGCUCUUCUUGGCAGACGGCUACAUGUCGGCCGGCAAGUGGACGUCGGUGGUCGACAAGGCAGAGGAGCUGAUCGAGGCGCUGCCGACGCUCGAGCGGGUCGUCCUCGUCUCGCUCGGCGACGAGCCUCCCGCUUGGCGCAGCGAGCGAACCAAGCGGCUCGUCGUCGGGUGGGAGCAGUUCCUCGCUCAAGGCGACGCCGCGGAGCAGGCCGAGCCGCCGUUUGAGCGGAUGAGCGCGACCAUCGAGAAGAACUUGGUGAACCACACCAUCGCGGCGUUGGACGCCUCGGACCAGUCGAGUUCGGGGUACACGACGUACGGAGUUGCCCCUUCCUCCUUCCCCGUCUCCUCCUGGUAG
Messenger RNA from Emiliania huxleyi CCMP1516, 1056 nucleotides. RefSeq lists its product as hypothetical. Lineage: Eukaryota; Haptophyta; Isochrysidales; Noelaerhabdaceae. Bases 1 to 1056 code for a protein of 351 amino acids. Gene Ontology annotation, cellular component: cytosol. The transcript has 2 exons. Gene Ontology annotation, molecular function: acetoacetate-CoA ligase activity. The record is from RefSeq and is a predicted model, not a curated record.